CGACCUAACCCGGUUUUGGAUGUAAAUAAAAAUAUGUAUAGCUAAGGGGGUUAAGCGUAAUAGUACCAAAAAUAGUUAAAGGGCUUGUUUGAAAAUUUCCUAUAGUUGAGGGGUCUCGUAACCUCUUUCACCGCGAUGAAGCUUCACCUCUCCUCCAUUAAUGGCGAUCCCCAAGCUCCUCCAUGGUCAUGGACCUCCUCCAACCUCACCUUCCUACGCCACCCUCGCCUCCUCCCCCUCGCCUCCUCCUCCCCACUCUCCCUCCGCCGCCUCCUCCCCCUCCUCGCCUACGCCCUCGUCUCUGGUCUCUUCCGCAACCCCUUCGUCUCCAGUCGCAUCCUCCUCCUCGCUUCCUCCGCCUCCGACCUCUCCUUCUCCCGCCUUCUCUUUACCCAUAUCCCAAAACCCAACCUUUUCUCCUACAACACCAUCAUCAGGGCCCUCGCCGAGUCCCCUGAGCACCACCCAGGGGCCGCAUUCGAGGUGUAUGACGAAAUGCUCCAAAGAGGCGCUCGCCCAGAUAAGUACACCUUCCCUUUCCUUCUCAAAGCAUGUCGUUGUCCCCUCGAUCUCCAUUUGUGCAAAUCGGCUCAUACCCAUCUCCUUGUCCUCGGUUUCGAUAUUGACCCAUUUGUCCAAACCGAGCUUAUGAACAUGUACUUCUUGUGUGGGUCUUUGCACGAUGCGCGAAGGGUGUUUAAUGAAAUGUCCGUUAGAGAUGUUGUCGUUUGGACCGCAAUGAUCUCGGGUCUUUGUAGCAACGGUCUUUAUCGGAAUGCUUUGGAAGUGUUUAUUGAGAUGAGAGGUAGUGAUCCUAGUGUUGAUCCUAAUGUGGCCACUAUGGUCUCGACUAUGUCGGCGUGUGCUAAUUUGGGCUCCCUUGAACAUGCCAAGUGCUUACAUGCGUAUGCAGAGAAGGUCGGAGUCGAAAGAAAUGUUUUUGUUAGGAACUCAUUGAUCGACUUGUAUGCAAAGUGCGGAGGCAUCAUUUUGGCUACCCAAGUGUUUAAUAAAAUGAAUGAGAGAGAUUUGCUUUCGUGGACGGCCAUGAUUUCAGGCUUAGCUUCUCAUGGAUUCGGUAACGAGGCGCUCAAAUUGUUUUCGAACAUGAUAAAGGCGGGAACUUCAUCUGAUUCAACUACCUUUAUUGCAGUUCUUUCUGCUUGCAGCCAUGCUGGAUUGGUCGAUGAAGCGAUUACUAUUUUUGGCUCAAUGGAGAAAGUAUAUAAUGUUACUCCCGAAAUCAAGCAUUACGGAUGCAUGGUGGAUCUUUUUAGUAGAGCCGGGCUUCUUUCUCAUGCUUACGAGUUCAUUGCCAACAUGCCUUUCGAGCCCAAUUUGACGAUUCUGGGGGCUUUGUUGAGUGCAUGCAGGGUUCAUAAGAAUUUGGAGAUUGGUGAACUUGUUGUGAAGAAAAUUGAAUCAAUUUGCCGGCACAAAGGAGGGGCUAAUGUGCUCUUAUCUAAUAUUUACGCAGACCAGAGUCAGUGGCAUGAAGUUACUGCUGUCAGGGAAAGAGCAAGAAGGGACGCAAGUAAGCCACCCGGUCAGAGUUGGAUCGGAGUUAAUGGUUGUGUUCAUGAGUUUAUGGUCAAGGAUAGAUCACAUCCGCUUUCAGUGGAGCUCCAUUUGUUGUUGGAUGGAUUAGGGAAAUUAAUGGAAGAGCUAAUCUGAUAGUCAUUAAUUGCAUUUUGUUUUGUCUAUAAUUCGAGGUCUUUUGGCAAAAAUUUGGAUCAAGGUUCGGUGAUAAUUGAUAAUUACUCUGGAUUGUGGAUGUCUUCUCGUAGACAAGACUUUAUAUUCUUAUUCCAGAUUGAUUAAUCGAAGCUUGAAUGUCAUUGGAACAAUGGUGGUAUAAGGGUUUGGAAAGAGUUGUUUUCUCCCCCCAAAAUAGAGACCUUUUUUUUAUAAAAAGAGAGAAUGUGCAGUUUUUGUAUCAGUCUUGAAAGUGCUUCUUUGAAAGUCUUGUUAUCACUUACCAGUAUACUGUUGAGAAAAUCAAAGCCAUGUAAAUAAAUAGGAAAUUUUUUUUUGCCUCGAGCGGAGUUUCAGAGAAAUGCAUUUGUUCUAGACAAUAAAGGAUUUGGUUUUCUAUUAGAUCAUUGUUUUGCGGGGGAGUAAACUUGCACAUGUGAACACAAUUAUCUUGUUACACUACAUCUAUUGGACUUCUCCAUUGAGAAAAGCAACAAGGAGGGGAAAAAAAGGAAGAAGCAAGAAUAAAAAACUUUGAUCAGGGGGACAAGUGGGCAACACUCUUCCCAUUAGAUUGGGAAGAGUAAACAAUAAGUUUAUUUUUGAAUAAAUUACAGUACAGCAUUAUUGCUAAGCAUGACAGAUUCUCCAUGGAUAUUUGUAUGCAUGCAUAUGUGAUCAUAUGGACUAUAAAGUACCAGUCACUUGUACAAAGAUGCUGCAUGCUGAAAGAUGCAACACUAUAAUGUGAUCUGAUGAUCUCAAAAAGAUUAUUUCAUAGCAGUGUCCACAUUGUUUAACAAAACCUGUCAUUUAUCUUUUAGAACUUUUACAAGGGACAAAUCAUCAAAGAUCAGCUUUGUGCUAGGGUGGAAAUGGUCGAACGAAUUCGCUUCGAUUCCUCCCACUUCCUGAUCGAAACCAGAAGAAGUUUGUUCAGAAUCUUUUUGUUCAAAUGACUGGCCACUUUUUCGGAGGGGCAAAGAAACAGUUUUUUUUUUUUUGACAUAUUUCUCUAUGUUUUGUCGGAGAAUUUGACAAGAUUGUAACUUAAUGUAAAUGUUUUUUUUUUUUUGAGAGA
This is a messenger RNA of Ananas comosus (pineapple), 2776 nucleotides long. RefSeq names its product pentatricopeptide repeat-containing protein At5g48910-like. The transcript has a single exon. Gene Ontology annotation, biological process: RNA modification. Lineage: Eukaryota; Viridiplantae; Streptophyta; Magnoliopsida; Poales; Bromeliaceae. The record is from RefSeq and is a predicted model, not a curated record. Bases 136 to 1674 code for a protein of 512 amino acids. Gene Ontology annotation, molecular function: RNA binding; protein binding.